Messenger RNA from Zonotrichia leucophrys gambelii, 2285 nucleotides. RefSeq names its product acyl-CoA synthetase short chain family member 2 (gene ACSS2). The transcript is spliced from 19 exons. Gene Ontology annotation, biological process: acetyl-CoA biosynthetic process. Gene Ontology annotation, cellular component: cytoplasm. Lineage: Eukaryota; Metazoa; Chordata; Aves; Passeriformes; Passerellidae. Bases 61 to 2181 code for a protein of 706 amino acids. The record is from RefSeq and is a predicted model, not a curated record. Gene Ontology annotation, molecular function: acetyl-CoA synthetase activity.
CGCGCGGCGGCGGAGCGGGACUGGGCGGCCCCCGCCCGCGCGCAGCAACGGUGCCUCGCCAUGGGUCUGCCGGGGGAGAAGGCCCUUGUCUAUCCGCCGCGGCCCGAACUCCUGCCCGCGGCCCACAUCCCCUCCCUGUCCCACUACCAGCGCAUGUACCAGCGCUCCGUGGAAGAGCCUCACGAAUUCUGGGGGGACAUCGCUAAAGAGUUCUACUGGAAGAGUCAGCCCACGGGACCGUUCCUGAAGUACAACUUCGAUGUGACCAAGGGGAAGAUCUUCAUCGAAUGGAUGAAAGGAGCGACCACCAACAUCUGCUACAACGUCCUGGACAGAAAUGUCAAUGACAAGAAGCUUGGGGACAAAAUUGCUUUUUACUGGGAAGGGAAUGAACCUGGGGAUUCCGCGAAGAUCACCUACCAAGAGCUGCUGCACAAAGUGUGCCAGUUUGCCAAUGUCCUCCGCAGCCAAGGGCUGAAGAAAGGAGACAGGGUUUCCAUCUACCUGCCAAUGAUCGUGGAGCUGGUCGUAGCCAUGCUUGCCUGUGCCAGGAUUGGAGCUCUGCACUCUAUUGUGUUUGCAGGUUUCUCUGCUGACUCCCUUUGCGAGCGGAUCCUUGACAGCAGUUGCUCCCUCCUCAUCACAGCAGAUGCUUUUUAUCGAGGGGACAAGCUGGUCAACUUGAAGCAGAUUGCAGACGAAGCCAUCCAGAAAUGUGUAGACAAGGGAUUCUCUUUGAAAAAGUGCAUCGUGGUGAAGCACCUGUGCAGGGAGGAGAUAGGAGCGGCUGGGACCUGCAGCAAGUCUCCUCCUCAGAAAAAGCUGUGCCAGGAAGUGCAGGAAAAAAAGACUGAAAGCUCAAAGAGACUCCGUCCCAAGACCCCCUGGAACCCAGCCUUAGACACGUGGUGGCAUGAGCUGAUGUCUGGUGCCAGCACAGAGUGUGAGCCCGAGUGGUGCGACGCCGAGGACGGGCUCUUCAUCCUCUACACGAGCGGCUCCACUGGAAAACCCAAGGGUGUGCUGCACACCAUGGGUGGAUACAUGAUUUUUGCUGCCACCUCCUUUAAAUACGUGUUUGAUUACCAACCUGAGGACGUGUACUGGUGCACAGCUGACAUUGGAUGGAUAACAGGCCAUUCCUACAUCACCUACGGCCCCCUGGCCAACGGGGCCACCGGCGUGUUGUUUGAAGGCGUCCCCACCUACCCAGAUGUUGGCAGGAUGUGGAGCGUCGUUGACAAGUACAAGGUGACCAAAUUCUACACAGCACCCACGGCCAUCCGGAUGCUGAUGAAGUAUGGCGAGGAGCCUGUCAAAAAGCACAGCAGGAAGUCCCUGAAGGUGCUGGGGACCGUGGGUGAGCCCAUCAACCCCGAGGCCUGGCUGUGGUACCACCGUGUGGUGGGAGAGGAGAGGUGCCCCAUUGUGGACACCUUCUGGCAGACAGAGACGGGAGGCCACAUGCUGACACCCCUUCCUGCUGCCACCCCCACGAAGCCAGGCUCUGCCACAUUCCCCUUUUUUGGUGUGGUCCCUGCCAUCCUGAACGACUCGGGGCAAGAGCUGGAAGGAGAAGCAGAAGGUUUUCUGGUGUUCAAGCAGCCCUGGCCAGGGAUCAUGCGCACGGUCUACGGGAAGCACCAGCAGUUUGAAACCAUUUACUUCCAGAAGUUCCCUGGCUACUACUUGACAGGAGAUGGUUGCAGAAGAGAUAAAGAUGGUUAUUACUGGAUCACAGGGCGAAUUGAUGACAUGUUGAAUGUUUCUGGCCAUUUGCUGAGCACGGCAGAGGUGGAGUCAGCCCUGGUGGAGCACCCUGCAGUGGCCGAGGCUGCCGUGGUCAGCCACCCCCACCCCCUGAAGGGAGAGUGCCUCUACUGCUUUGUGACCCUGAGAGAGGGCUACGAGUUCACCCCGGACCUCACAGAUGAGCUCAAAAAACAAGUCAGAGACAAAAUUGGGCCCAUAGCAACACCUGAUUACAUCCAGUACGCCCCCAGCCUGCCCAAAACGCGCUCAGGAAAGAUCACCAGACGCAUAUUGAGGAAGAUUGCCAAAGAUGACCACGAGCUGGGAGACAUCUCCACCUUGGCAGACCCGGGCGUCAUCACACAGCUUUUCAACAGCAGAUGUGACACUGUUCCUGCAGGAGCAGCAGGACCUGUUCCUGCUCAGUAGGACAGUGGCAGUGGCAUCUGAUGGGCAGGUCCCUCCAACAGCCACUGCCUGCCCAGGAAGGAAACCUUCAGCUGUUGAAUUAAAUGCACCAAUGGUAGAAAUGA